AUUAACAUGCUUAUAUGCCAAUUAUUAUUUUAUUUUCCAUAACAUUAUAUUUAUCUUAUCAUUGCUGACAUUAAACAUAACCCACAAUUAAUUUGGCCAUUGUUGGAUAAUGAAUUAAGAGGCCAUUUAGCAUGUUAAGAGUAAUCAUAUGUUUUUAAAAGCUACUUGGAUAUGCCAACUGCAUAAUUAUAUACUUUUUUAACAAUUACAAACAAUAAUACUUUAAAUAUUGUAUAUGGGGCCGAAAUGUCUGGGGCAGAAACGGUAUGGGGCAGAAAUUAUUUGGGGCAGAAACAUCUGGGGCCGAACAUGCACCGGCUUCAUCUUCAUGUGCAAACAUUUGAUUUUUUGUUUCUUUUUAUGUGUUAAUUCAGAGAUGAUUUAUAAUACUAAUAAAUAAAUAAAUAAAUAUAUAUAUAUUAACACCACAUACGUCAAACCGAGGUAGUCGCUAGUCUUCUAUCGUAAAAAACAACAACAAAAACGCUUGACCAAGUAUCGAUUGUUGUGUAGCAACACAUCAAUAUUUCGUUGGUUAAGGUCACAGAAAACAAUUUAAUAAUGUCUCAUUGUUUUCCCUUAACUUCGCACUAAUGAGUUACAUAAAAUAAAUUAAUUUACUAUAGCUACUAAACAAUAUGCUUUAUGUGACUUCUACGGUUCUGACAUGUUUUUUAUUCUGAGAACUGCGCUUUUGGUUCAUAAUAUUUAGGGUUUGUGGGAUUUCCUCCGGUGUUUCACAACUUCCAGUAAUGCGUUAUAAAUUGCCACAGCAGACGAACACUCGGUUAGCGGCCUAAACGAUAGGUCGAGAACUUCUAUCGUUUUAAACCGAUAUUUUUUUUUCGAUAGAUGAUAUUAGAUCUGACAAUAACAUUGACCCAUAUUCAGCUGAGGUUAUUUUUCAUACUAAUGUUUUGGUGAUGAUACACGAAACGAGACACGCGGUUAUAUCAUCUCUAGACAAGGUCACGAUGUAUGCGGAUAUGGGUUCAUACUCCAUUUUCGGUCAAGAUGGCUGUUCAGCAAAACUAUGCUCCUGGAAAUAGUGUUAAACCAGGCACAAUGGUGGUCAAAGUGGAUGAAGUGCUGAAACAUCUGGGCAAGCCCGGACGCUUCCAGAUAAUUAUUUUUAUUUUACUUUGCUGUAAUUACAUGCCCUUGGUGUUCAAUCAUGUGGUCAUGGCAUUCUUUGGCUCUCGAAUUUCUCACGUCUGCAAUGCUGUGAAAAAUGAGACUGUGUAUUAUGAAACAGGUGGGAAGAACCUAACAGUUCAGCGUAUUGAGAAUACCAAGUGUGAAUCGAACCUGUACCUGGAGAAAAACACCAACUUAACGGUCCGGUGUGAAGGAGGUGAUUGGUCGUUCAAACCUAUGCCAGGGGAGACAACUAUAUCAAUGGAGUGGGACUUGGUAUGUAACGAUGAAUAUCUCAAUGGACUGGCAACAACAAUUUACUUCUGCGGUGUGAUGUUGGGUGGCCUCAUCUUUGGCUAUCUCUGUGAUCUGAUUGGAAGACGACCAAUAAUGCUCGUUACUCUGUACAUGCCUGUAGCCAUUGGAGUAGGAAUUUUCUUUGUGCCUUCGUAUAUCUGGUUUGUGUGCCUGAGAUUUGUUCAAGGAGUCUUAAUGCAGGGUCUUCAGAUUUCAAGUUAUGUUUUGGUAGCUGAACUUUUCUUGCCAAAUUUCCGUCCGUAUGCUGGUGCUGUUAUCGAGUGUUUCUGGGGCUUCAGUGUCAUGAUCUUGGCUGGGUUUGCUUAUUUCAUUAGGGACUGGCGCUACAUGCAGCUAGCAAUCAGCAUUCCCAGUGUCUUGGCUCUGUUUUAUAUAUGUUUUAUACCCGAAUCUUUGCGAUGGAUGUCACUGCAGGGGAAAACGGGCGAGAUACAGAAAACAGUUGAGAAAAUCGCCAAGUUUAACAAGUGUCCCUUACCCCAAGAGCAGCUGGACAGUCUGUUAGUUGUAGUUGAGGCCAGACAGGAAGCGGGCUUACAGCGUUACAACAUAAUACAUCUGAUGAAAACGCCCAGGCUGAGGAAAAGAAGUCUGAUUAUGUUUUAUGUUUGGCUUUCUGUUGCCGUGGGAUACUAUGGCCUUACUUUCAGAAUUACCCAACUAGCAGGCAACAAAUACCUCAACUUCUUCAUUGGGUCCUGUGUGGAAAUGUGUGCUUAUCUGCUGGCAAUUCUUAUUAUGAAAAGAUUUGGCAGAAGGAAGCCUAUGAUUGCUUACGGAUUUCUAGGAGCUGUGACCUGCAUUAUAGCUGGAGCUCUCCCUUCCACAGUGACAGGAUUUGGAUUGGAUCUGAAACUGGUUUCAACUGGAUUUGCUAUAGUCGGAAGAUUCUCAAUGGCUGGCAUGUUUAGUGUGAUAUUUCUGUUCACAUCUGAGCUGUUUCCAACAGUCAUACGCAAUAUUGGAAUGGGAGCAUGUGCUUUCUGGGCCCGUUUUGGAGGUGUCAUUGCACCACAGAUUAACACAUUGGGUAGGAAAACCUCAUCUUCUGUACCAAUUAUCAUCUUUGGAGUGAUGACACUUAUUGCUGGAUUCUUAAUCUGCUUUCUGCCAGAGACUCAUGGGAAAAAACUGCCAGACACCAUUGAUGAUGUAGAGGGAGACGACUCUAUCUUGGAUGAGACUGUGACACAUGCUAGUCAGAAUGGAAAGGAAAAACCUGAAGCAGAUAAGCUCCUUACUAUUUCAAUGAUGCCACAACCUGAAGAAGAUAAUCUCAAUACUAAUACUUCAAAUACUCAGCUACCUGAAGCAGAUAAUGUCAAUACUGAUACUUCAGUGACUCGACUGUAGUUCGUUUGGGUGUACUUCAUUACUAAUGGUGCAUUAGUAUACCAAUACUGUAAAUCCUGAAAUUAAUACAUCCCUGAAUAAAUGCGAGUGACGAUGGGCAGACUAAAAUGUGACAUGUGCCCUCGUUAUGAAAUAUUACUUUCUUAAUAACACAUGCCUGUGUACUUUUCAACUUUAGUUUACAACUAUAUCUUCCUAAGAUAUGACGUCAAAGUUGCAGCAAACUUGAACAGUAAAAAUAAGGAAAUGGUCAAUCUCAGGAUUACUAUAGUGAUAAAGACAGCUUGAAACCGUGUGAUAAAGGUAUUUUGUAUCGCAUAUAUGUGCGAUAUGGACCGGAAUUUUUAAAUGGGGAAUUCUAUUUUUCUUUUUACUGCAAUUAGCGCCUUUUAUUUACUGACCUCAUAUAUGAUUUACAAAUGACAUCAGAUCAUAUUUGAAACAUUACACAAGGCUGCCGCAGAG
Gigantopelta aegis is the source of this 3273-nucleotide messenger RNA. RefSeq names its product organic cation transporter protein-like. The record is from RefSeq and is a predicted model, not a curated record. Gene Ontology annotation, molecular function: transmembrane transporter activity. Gene Ontology annotation, biological process: transmembrane transport. Gene Ontology annotation, cellular component: membrane. The coding region runs from base 979 to 2808 and encodes 609 amino acids. The transcript is spliced from 10 exons. Lineage: Eukaryota; Metazoa; Mollusca; Gastropoda; Neomphalida; Peltospiridae.